This is a messenger RNA of Podarcis lilfordi (Lilford's wall lizard), 2654 nucleotides long. Lineage: Eukaryota; Metazoa; Chordata; Lepidosauria; Squamata; Lacertidae. The record is from the annotation of a GenBank genome assembly.
AUGGCAGCUAUUCCAACACCACCAUUACCCACAGGUGAGUGCGCUCAAGGGUAAGAGGGUUCUGUUUAUUUAUUUUUUUCCCUUUCAAAAAUAAAUAAAAAAAGAUAGCUCCAGGUGAGAGGGGCACAAGAGAUUGAGAGGCCAACAGGGCUGUCUAGAAUAGAGCCAGAAUUUCACAUACCAAUUUCAGCUAACCAGAUAAAUCUGUAGAUUGCUAGUGUGUAUAUUGCUGUUACCUGCCUUGAAUAAUUCAGAUAGGGCAGGUAUCAAUGAUUGCUGCUGAUCUGCAGUCAGGUAAUACAACUCUGAAGGAUAUUUAAGACACAAGGGGGGAAAGGGAGAAGAGGAUAUUCUGGGUAGGUGGUUAGGUUUUGAGGAAGUGUAGGAAAAACAUGUCUCUCUCCCGGGCACUGAGAAACCUGGGCUGUUCCUUAAGACCCUUAAUGAUAUAAUAUCCCUUGAUGUCAUGCAUUCUUUUAAAGAAACUGGGCCCCCAAAGAUAGUGUCUGAAUACUGGCAAGGUUUGGAAAUCUUUAGAAAUGAGUUGCUGGCAGAACAUUUGUUCCCGCUGGCAACUCUGCCGCUGUACAUAAUGAGAUAUUCACUGAGAAAGCCUGAUUACCUAAGCCUUGAAAACAGUAUGAAACAAAACUGCUAGACCUGCUUCUGGCCUUUAUAACCUGAGCCAAAUGUUGAAGUCUUUAAUUGAGCAAGUUUCCCUUUGGCUUCAACAGCCUUUUUUUUUUUUUUUUUUAACUCCACCAGCAUUUUGGCCUCAAGCACCCGUUAUUUCAUCAAGACUACUUGGCCAAAAUCAUUCUAAUGAAAGUGGAAGCUUAGAGGUUUUGUGGCUAUUAUUACGUUUAUUUUGCUGCAGUUGCUACAAACCUACUGAACCGAUUUUAAGUCUCUGAACCACAGCUUGAUCUUGUAUGGCACACUUAAAAAAAAAAAAAAAAGUGUGCCAGGGAAUACAUUGGUCAACAUCCGCUAAAGUAGUGCUGUUAAUGCAAGGCCAUUUGGCUGUGCAAUCAAAGAGCCCUUCUUCCUUCUCUCACUGCAUGCCCCCUAAAGGUCUUCUGGGGGUUCCCCCAACCCUCUGGAGCAGAUUUGGGGAGGGCGUGGGAAGAGGAGAGGGAUGGGGAGUUCUGUUAGCCACAAAUCCUUGCGUUAAUGGAACUGCUUUGUUGGAUCCUGCCCAUCGUGCAAAGGGUGAGUGCCGUUUUAUGGAAAACAGUUUAUUUAUGACAUUUUAAUCUCAUCUUAGGGACGCGGGUGGCGCUGUGGGUUAAACCAUAGAGCCUAGGACUUGCCGAUCAGAAGGUUCGAAUCCCCGCAACGGGGUGAGCUCCCGUUGCUUGGUCCCUGCUCCUGCCAACCUAGCAGUUUGAAAGCACGUCAAAGUGCAAGUAGAUAAAUAGGUACCGCUCCAACGGGAAGGUAAACGGCUUUUCUGUGUGCUGCUCUGGUUCACAAGAAGCGGCUUAGUCAUGCUGGCCACAUGACCCGGAAGCUGUACGCCGGCUCCCUCGGCCAAUAAAGCGAGAUGAGCGCCACAACCCCAACGUCAGUCACGACUGAACCUAAUGGUCAGGGGUCCCUUUACCUUUUUAAUCUCAUCAUUCCUCCAGGCACCUCAGGGUGACACAGGUGCCCAGUUCCCACUUUAUUAUUUCCACAACACUCUUGUGAGGUUGCUGGGGCUACAAGUGAUUAGUUCAAGAUCCCCCAGUGGGUUCUAUGACUGAACAAGGUUUUGAAUCUUGAGUCCCCCUAGUCCCAGGUAUCUUCGUUCUCUCUACUUCACUGUAUUCAGAUGCCUCUGACAUCCAUCUCUUUCUCUUAUGCAUAAAGAAAAGCUGCUGACCAGCCCAUUUAUGAAGAAGAUGAAUACACCAACUUUGCAAGAGGAUGCCAACGUGGCUGUCAUAGGAGGUAUUGUUGCCUGUAUCUCCGCAGAUGUGCUUUAGCCCAGCCACUAUGCAGCCAUGGGAAGCCAGCAGUGCAGACUGCAGGCUGCAUAACACAUAAAUGCACACAUAAAUCCUCUACAGCAGAGCCCUCUAGCAUCCUUCUAGAUCUGGGAUGUAACAGUACUCAUUAAAAAAAAAAAAUCUGGACUGCCAUCACACACAUUCCGUGCCCAAAAUAGCAGGCUUCUGCAACCUGUAUAUAUGAUGCCUAUCAAGCUGUUGUUGUUUAGUCGUUUCCGACUCUUCGUGACCCCAUGGACCAGAGCACGCCAGGCACUCCUGUCUUCCACUGCCUCCCGCAGUUUGGUCAAACUCAAGCUACUCUUAUCAAGCUACUUUGCAUAUAUUUGCUUAUUUCUGCAAAAUGGGAGGGGUGAAGGUUGUGUGACACGCUAAGAGGCAGAAACAUACAUGCUGGCAGCCUGUUCCUAAACUCAAAGCACUGGUGAGUCUGCUCCAGACCUGUUUGUGCUAAAGUUCCCCUUUUCUCAAUUUUUGUUUAAAGCUGUCAUCGCUGUGGUUUUCGUCACUCUCCUUUCGGUCGUCGUGCUGAUCAUCGUUUACCUGUACAAGAACAAAGGGACCUACCGCACCUAUGAACAAGCUCCACCAGAUCCAGAGGGGUCAGUCCAAAUGGAGGAUCUCCCGUGUAAAGGCGAGAAGGAAGAAUAUUUUAUAUAG